UUUGCAGGCCUUGGAUUGGUUUACGUUGUCCAAAGCGUGUCGAUGACUCAAUCCGCAUUUAAAAAAUCAGUCGUGGUCGAAACUCUGAUGACAUCAGUUGAGCGAGUAAUGACGUACACCGAACUUGAAUCUGAACCUGGAUACAAAGUGGAACAAAAUCCCCCGAAAAACUGGCCAAAUGAGGGAAAUAUCGUAUUUAAAGACGUAUCCUUGAGGUACUAUCCGGGUGGUCCUCAAAGUUUAAAGAAUAUUACACUUAAAAUCAAUGGAGGAGCUAAGAUCGGAAUUGCAGGCCGAACGGGUGCAGGAAAAUCUUCUUUCGUGGCGGCACUAAUGCGCAUGCCUGAAGCCGACGGAGAUAUCUUGAUUGACAAUGUUAAUAUAAGUAGCAUCAACCUCCAAGAAUCUCGACGGGGAAUAACCGUUCUCGGUCAAAAUCCUGCCCUUUUUAGUGGAUCGUUGAGGCAAAAUCUUGAUGUGAUGGAGCAGUUUCAAGACACGGAACUAUGGAGUGCUUUGGAAGAGGUGCAGCUGAAAAGUCUUGUAGAAAAUUUGAAAGGUCAGUUAGAUCAUGAAUUAUUGGAGAACGGUGCAAAUUUAAGUGUUGGAGAAGGGCAACUUAUCUGCUUGGCUAGGGUGUUUUUGCACCAAAAGAAAAUCAUCAUUUUGGAUGAGCCCACAGCACAUGUGGAUCCAGAAACAGAGCAAAAAAUCUGGAACAUAGUGCGCGAGAAAUUGAAAAACUCCACCGUUAUCACUGUUGCACAUCGUUUGAACACAAUACGAGACUAUGACAAGAUUUUAGUUUUAAGGAAUGGGCAGGUCGAUGGGUUUGAUAGUUUUGAUGUAGUAAUGAAGAAUAGAAAUGGAGGCUCAAUUUCCGAUUGA
Molecule: messenger RNA, 888 nt
Organism: Porites evermanni
Lineage: Eukaryota; Metazoa; Cnidaria; Anthozoa; Scleractinia; Poritidae
Source: the annotation of a GenBank genome assembly